Exophiala dermatitidis NIH/UT8656 is the source of this 2603-nucleotide messenger RNA. RefSeq lists its product as uncharacterized. The coding region runs from base 679 to 2310 and encodes 543 amino acids. The transcript has a single exon. The record is from RefSeq and is a predicted model, not a curated record. NCBI's taxonomy places the organism in Eukaryota, Fungi, Ascomycota, Eurotiomycetes, Chaetothyriales, Herpotrichiellaceae.
UGGACGAUCGUAUCGCUGUGGUGCACUCGGUGGGGGGAACAACCGACGAGUGCUGACGGAGUGCACGGUUAAUAAAAGGCAGCCCGAAGCUUGGAUCUCCGAGCGCGAGGGGCGUCAUGCAGCCCCCUUUGAUGCAAUAACAGGAAUAAUCCGUUGGGUCAUCUGCGCGUACCGGCUGCGGCUGCCGGGGUCCUUGUCACAUCACCCUUUUGAGCAGAGGCAAGCAGGGAAUCAAACCCGCCAAUUCAGCCCGACACCUGUAUCAACGGUCGGAUCACUUGUAAUCUGUCACCAUUUCCAUCAAGCUGAGCGCAUCUACCACCUGGUUAUCCGACGUGUCGCGCCCAACAUUCUUCCUUUACAAUCUUGUUUGAUCUCUUCUGAACAACCGCCUUCUACGUCGUCAACCCAUAAUACUCCCGCCUCCGUCAUCUCCACCAUCGGAUCUUGUGACCCAUAUUCCACGGCCGCUACUUGACGUCUCCUGAAUCGGAGCAGGACCUCCACUCUUUCAACCUCAAGAGCAAGGCGGCGGACGACAGAAAGAUACAAGACUAUCAAUGAGACAAAGAACUUGACAUCCUUUCAUUCAUCAAGAAAACGUGCCUGUAACGGCCAUUCCUGCCCAUCUCGUGCCGACUGCAGCACGACGGGCCCAACGCUCGUGGUGGAGGAACCAUGGCCUUCCAACAAUCCGCCGCGCCCCGCGCGAUCAUUCCCAACACCAAUCAAUCACAGGAUUCAUCGAACCAUACGCAGUUACGGCCAACUGUAGAGGAUUCCCAGGAAUGGGUGCUCUUCUCACCAUCACAGGCCGAGUCUACCAUCACACGGACGCAAACUAGUCAGACUGUCGGACUAUCAAGAGCAAGUGACAUAUCCCUCAAUACAGCCGGCAGGUCCGGCAGAGGCGAGUCCUUGGUGCUGGAUGAGGACGUUACAGAAGACGGUGACCUCGAUAGUCUGGACGAAGGGUUGCACGCUUUUCGUGAGAAUCCUUUGUUCUCAACUGUUACCAAUCAGACCCCAGGCGCUGUAUUGCCGACGCAUGACGGCUUGGGAACAUUUCCUGCGUCGAGCCCUCCAGUAUUGGAGCAGCUCUGGCAACAUGAAGCCUACAACCCAAAAAGGAAGCACGACGGACAACAUCGGAGACCUUCUAGCGUACAAAGAAGACUUGACACUAUCGACGAGAUUGAGCUGCAGGCUAGAGAGGAGAAACGUAUCCGAAUCGAAAAAUGGCGCUUGGAGCAGAGCCAAGCACUAAUGGAAGAAGUGGAGAGAGAGACUCGCCGCCGACUGCGAAGGGGCUCACGCCAGCCUUCCUAUCAAGAGACAUCAGCUUUCCUGAACGAGGACGUCCUUGGAUCAACGCCAAAGCAGAGCGAUUAUGUUUCUAGGUCUGCAGAGGAAGCGGAUGAGCAUGAGCCAUUCUGGAGACGAAUCACUAGGAAGUUCAUCCGCGACGUCAUCGGCAUUGAUGAGCCGCUUCUGUCCGUGAUUUUCGGCGAGAGUCUCCCGGAGGACGUCGAGGACAGGCCCUCUACUUCUGGUGGAUUACCCACGAUCCCCGAGCAGGGUUUGGAAGACGCCCAUCUCGCGGAUGAUGAAUCAUGGAGGGAUCGGCUUCUUCAACGCAUCGCUCGGGAGCUGGGAGUGUUUGUCCAUCAGCUGUCUCCUCAUCCGGGCGCCUUCACUACUUAUUCUCGAAGCCCGGACUAUGCAGGGAUGCCGGUAUCACUGCCUCAGCUGAGACAUAGUGCGCCGGUGGCCUCAAAUGCCGGAAACGAGAACAUCAAAGAGACAUCGACAUCUCUUUUGACACCCAACUUCCCUCCCACCUUACGAGACACCACCCACGCCGAAAGCUGGGGCUUCGAAGAAGACCCUGUUCCAGCCACUUCUCCACCAGAUUCAGCCAUAGACCUGCGACGAGAGCGGGAAUAUUGGGAACGAGAGCUUGACUUGAAGAUGGUUUUCAGGUAUCUGAAGGACAAGUUCGUAACGAGGGCACCUGCUCAGACGACUGAGUUCUCUGAGCAAGUCCCUGAGGAUGCCGCAACACGUGCGGCCAUUAUCCGACAGCAUCACCCUCUAGUUGCCCGGGCGCAACGCUCGCCAGUGAGGGUACGACGGGAAUCAAGAACGACCAUGAGACGACCUGCAAGCAGCUGUGCCAGUGAAAGUGUCCGGAGUAGCAGGAAAGCAUCUCUGGCCAGGAGUGGUUCCAGUCGAAACUACUGGGACAUUGGAGGCAGCGUCGGGAGCGGGAGCAUCAUGGCAUCAGGCGGUGCCUGGGGCGAAGUGUAGCAUAUCAACGCAUUUUUGACACGAACGGGGUUUAGGGGUUUCAACACGACCAUUUGGCAUUUUGGGAAAUCGGUGGGACGACUGUAUCAUGCAUCACGACUUAUUCAUUAUCUGUGACGGGGUUACAUUUUCUUGCUAGACAUGACCGACUACGGAGGCCGCAUGCAAGAUUUGAGAACCAGCUUGCGUGUGUAUUACUAGAAAAUGACUAAAUUAUCUGAUCCAGCAGUGACCUGUGGAGGACAAAUAUCAUUUGCAGAAUACAUGAUGAUGAUACUCGUCGCGCAACGCCA